UUUGUUGUGCUAGGCUCUUGAUUCAAAUAGCUGGAAAACUCAGCUGGUUGACCAAGUGUUUUUGCCAAUGUACCUAUUUACUAUGCAUUUCAAAGUAGUGUCUUGAUACUGUGGAAGGGGUAAAUCGGUCCAGGGAUUAAUAAGUUGAGGCUCGGUUGCACCAAAUUCGGUUAUAUUUUAAUCGUGAUUAAUUACAUGAGAACCAAUCAAAAAAGGUUUCUCUGAUUGGUUUUCGUGAAAUUAUUCACGAUUAAAAUUUAACCGGAUUUAGUGAAACAGGCACUGAGGCUGUAAUUUUCUUUAUUAUUCUUCCAUGUGUUCUACUUGGACAUAAUAUUAUCAUGCUUGAGUUAGGUUAUCGUAAUUUGUUAUUGUUUACAACAUCUUUACAACAAAAGUGAAGUCCAAUACAAAACAUUUCUUGAGACAUCUCUGAAAAAGUUUCUUGCAAAAAAGAUUUACACCGUUUGAAAUCUAUAAAAUUAUAAAAUGUCGUCACACCAGACUGAAAAGCGAUUUUUUCGCAAAACAAAUCCGUCAAAUAUGUCGCUAAUAGGUGUCCGCUUGCCAAGUUUCCUUCGACGAGCAAAUACUUAUGGACCUGAAAUAAAAUUCAACCUAUCAGGAAAGAAAGACCCGGAGUUGGCCCUAGAGCCUUAUGAAGAACUUGAUAAGUAUGACUUUACUAUUCCAGAAGAAAUGGAAUGGUCAGUUGGAGAUGUGGUGAAUUGGAUAGAGCAUGUUGUCGGAUUACCUCAAUACAAGGAAGCGUUCUUCAAUAACUGCAUAGAUGGUAGAAAACUGGUACGGUUGAAACCAGGAAAUUUUCCCAAGAUGAAUAUUAAAAAUUUUGAGCACAUCAAGCAAAUACUCAGGUAUCAAAGGGAACUAUUCGAAGUGAGAGAAGAGCGUUACAAUGAUAGCAUAGCGUUCCCCAGUAGAAAAGUGGUGAGACGAAGGUAUCUCGAACUGAAAUCCAAAGUGAUUAAUUCACGUUUAACGCCUCAACAAUUUCUGAUGGACGAAAACUUGAUCCAUGAAUGCUGGGAUAGACAGACUGAGGAGAAAGACUAUCCUCUACUGCGAUAUGGACGGCUGGAUGUUCCUCUUGAUAAAUUGCGCUGUUACAUUCUAAACAUGGAUUUGAUAAAGCAAAGCGAGGAGUUGCCUGUUUUGUGAAUAAAUUGAAAUUGUUGAAAAUUAUGGAAGAAUAUGGCUCUGAAUUU
Nilaparvata lugens (brown planthopper) is the source of this 1226-nucleotide messenger RNA. Its product is annotated as sterile alpha motif domain-containing protein 15. The transcript is spliced from 5 exons. The coding region runs from base 490 to 1179 and encodes 229 amino acids. Lineage: Eukaryota; Metazoa; Arthropoda; Insecta; Hemiptera; Delphacidae. The record is from RefSeq and is a predicted model, not a curated record. Gene Ontology annotation, molecular function: protein binding.